Molecule: messenger RNA, 2670 nt
Organism: Arctia plantaginis
Lineage: Eukaryota; Metazoa; Arthropoda; Insecta; Lepidoptera; Erebidae
Source: the annotation of a GenBank genome assembly
AUGUUGGUGUCGCACCUAUCAGUGAAAGCGUGCAAUCAAGUUCGUCGCGGGGACUGUACGCGCUAUUCCGCGCUGUAUCGCGUUGCCGUGAACUGCGGAGUGAGCGCUUUCGGUCAAGCGAAGCCUCGUGCGCAUCUUGUGAGAAUGUUUCCGAGAAAGUGCGGCGGCCAGAGACACAACACAUUGAAGAUGCGGUUAUACGCGCUGAUACUCUGUGGAUUCCUGAUGACAAUAUGCGCUGAACCUGAUCCAAAAAAAUAUAAGUCUCAGAUCAAAGAAAAAACUAAGCAUUCUAAUAGCACCUUAACGGCAGAUGAAAAGAAAUUCUUAAGGGAAAUAGAAGCAAAAUUUGGAAUACAAAAUGAUUCCAUCAAAGAAGAAAAAACAAAUGAUACUACUAAAAGCGAUAAAGCUACAUCGAGUCAACCGGGUCAUUUUCCUGCAGUCAUUGCUAUUGAGAUAGUUAAUGAUACAGACACAAAAACUAAAGGCAAAAGAACUAUCGAUGCUAAUCUUGGAUAUGGAUACAAAACUAAUAACGGGUAUACUUAUUCUUACUUCGGCAAACCUUCUCAAGAAAAGGGUAAAUUUAUGAUAUAUCCUUAUUCGCAGGCCGAAACACCCGCUGGACAAGUACAAUCUUUCCAUACCAUACAUCAUUAUGAAAAGUCAAAUGGAAAGAAUGUUAAAACAAGUGUAGAAAUUCAUCCCUCUCAAGCUUUUGAACUAGUGAAGGUGAAAGAUGAAAAAUCUGGUUACAAUUAUGAAAAACCGGCUGUAGAGUUCAAAACUCCUUCCGCACAUGCAUAUUCUACUAGUUCCUAUACAUCGCAUCCAUCGACAUUGUAUACUACAUACAAUGGUGAUAAAUUUUCCACCCUAAGUGGACAAUUUCCUACGGUAAUGCAGAAUUAUUUAGUUGAUCCAUCACAACUAAUUAAAAACCCUGAAUACCAAAAUGUUGGAUUGACUCAAGAUCAUUUACGCGGUUCUCAUAUAGAACAGAAAGUUGUUCCUGUCUUAGUACUAAGAAUACCAAGCUCGGUAUUAACCAGUCCUACAGCUGAACUGUAUGCCAAUUUACCACAUAAUUAUCCUUUGUCUAAUUACUUAAAUAACUUGAAUUUACAAGAAUUAGUAAACCAAUACUUUAAGAAAAGCGGCUAUAACUUUGCACCUCAAGUAAUGGCUUACUCCAGUCCUUUGUCAUCAGCUGCAGUUGAGAGCUCUGCAGGAUCCUCCGUGUCCCAGUAUGAACCACAACAUUAUGCUCAUCCAUAUGUUCAGCCCUCAUAUACUCAUUCCCAUACUUCUGGAGUUCAGUAUUCAGCAGUUCAACCAGUAAUGGCUAAAUAUCCAUCUAGUUACACGCGGCAUCAUUAUUCAAGUUCCAAAGGACAUUCAUAUUAUAAACAACCGUCACUUUCUCAAAAAUAUGAAUAUCAGUAUCAAUACUUUCCUCAUUCAAGUGUAUCCUCGCAGAAAUACUACAUGCCAUCACAUUACCAACAACAAGCAGAACAAGCAGCAUAUGAACAAUUACAGAGCGGAUACUCUUCUUUGGGUCAUAGUGUGGAUAAUCAAGAUACUAAUGCCCAGAUUCAAUAUGAAACUCCGGGGCAUGUUACAAGCGGGUAUGAAUCCUCAGUCACUCAUGAUAUUGGGUACGGGUCUCGUCAGGCAAAUAUAGCAUCUGAUUACACAGGAACCGAGGCAAAAUCAGCCGCUGAUUAUCAGGCAUCUCUAGCACAGUUAGGAAGUGUGUAUGCAACACCUCAAGCACAAAUAUUAAGUGAAUAUGCGGCUACUCAGGCUCAAGCUGGAACUGGUUAUGGCUCUUCUCAGUCUGAAUAUCAAGUACAAUAUGAUAAUUCGAAUGGAGAUAAUUCGAAUGGAGAUAAUUCUAAUGGAGAUAAUUCGAAUGGAGUUAAUUCGAAUGGAGAUAAUUCUAAUGGAGAUAUUUCGAAUGGAGUUAAUUCGGAAUACAGUGUUCCAAAAGAUGAAAAUUCUCAGUCUUUACCAACUGGAUAUGAGUCAUCGGUGACAGCAUCUCCUUCGCCUUAUUCAGCAACAGAGAAUGCACAAGAUGUUGCACAAGAGUACUACAUUCAAAAUAAUCAACAGUCUGAACAAGGGUCUGAAUCUGUUUAUCCUUCCCAAGCAACCGAAUCUGAUAUCUCACAGAUUGAAUCUAGUGGCCAUCAAAAUUAUGUAUAUCAACACCAACCGCAAGAAUCGAGUGAACAUGGAUUGAUCCUUACUGAAAAUUAUCCUAGCAAGGACCACACGAUAGCUACCGUUUACCCUACACAGCAAAAAGCUGAAAAUCAGAAAUCAGUAAAGGUUCAAUCAGUUAGUUACGUAACGCCAUCUCCGCAAUCAAAAUAUAAAAUUCCCUAUCAAGUGAUGGUACCACAGACAUAUCUUCAUAAUCCGACAUCUGAAAAAGUAUCGUAUGUUCAUUCUCAACCAAUGUCUGCAUCCUACAGCGAAAGUGGACUUCAUCAAGAUAAUCCUUCUGCAGUGGAGCACACAUUGGGUUAUCAUUAUACACCAGCAAGUAAACAUAGGUCUAGAAAUUACCAGUCCUAUUUAAAGCGUAUGGCCCGCAGAAAUGAGAAGUCAGAUUCCAAGAACAAAAGUGAUAAGAAUGAAAAUAAAUCAUCAUAA